CGUUGCGGGCGAGCAUGUUAUCGCCUAAAUAAUUAGGGCACACGUGUUCGGGCCAAUACUUAAAGACCGGGAGCGGAAGGGUUUUAGAGCCUUCUCUCCUUUCCGCCGAGAACAGAGAACAACAGUCGAACACCUUCCAGAGCCAGAAAAUGGCCACCGAAGUCGUGAAUCCAAAGGCGUAUCCUUUGGCCGACGCUCAACUGACGAUAACCAUAUUGGAUCUCGUCCAGCAAGCGGCCAACUACAAGCAGCUCAAGAAGGGAGCUAAUGAAGCGACGAAGACUCUGAACAGGGGCAUCUCCGAGUUUGUUGUGAUGGCGGCGGAUACAGAGCCACUUGAAAUUCUUCUCCAUCUUCCCUUGCUUGCAGAGGAUAAGAAUGUUCCCUACGUGUUUGUUCCUUCGAAACAGGCACUCGGCAGAGCUUGUGGAGUCACGAGACCUGUUAUUGCUUGCUCAGUGACUAGCAAUGAAGGUAGCCAGUUGAAGUCCCAGAUACAACAACUCAAGGACGCCAUUGAGAAGCUUCUCAUCUAAAUGUCAGAACCUUCGCCAUGAUCGGCCUCCUAAGAACUUAACCAUCUGGAGGCUUGGAUGGAUUACAGUGUCAUGUUUCUAGAGAGGUCGUUUACUACUACUAGAUUCCCCAUGUCUUGCAGAUCUAGGGUGUAAAAUAUCACCUUUAUUUGAGAAGGAUGGGAUGGAACUCUCUUAUUAUUGGAACUCCUGUUAAUGGUAGUGAAUAGGAAUUUGGAGAGAAAUUUCUGCUAGUGGUAUCGUCCGUUACGGGGCUUCCUGAAGACUUGAUUAUGUAUUUUUCUAGUUUACUGUGAUUUUGUAGCUCUAGUUGUCGCAUAUCCAUUUCAUUGGUGAGGUUUGAUAUGCAUGAUAUUUAGA
Molecule: messenger RNA, 896 nt
Organism: Elaeis guineensis (African oil palm)
Lineage: Eukaryota; Viridiplantae; Streptophyta; Magnoliopsida; Arecales; Arecaceae
Biological process (GO): ribosome biogenesis
Cellular component (GO): nucleolus; ribonucleoprotein complex
Molecular function (GO): RNA binding
Source: RefSeq, a predicted model, not a curated record